Messenger RNA from Aspergillus versicolor CBS 583.65, 5282 nucleotides. Its product is annotated as Pfs, NACHT and WD domain protein. Gene Ontology annotation, biological process: nucleoside metabolic process. Bases 369 to 4901 code for a protein of 1510 amino acids. The record is from RefSeq and is a predicted model, not a curated record. The transcript is spliced from 3 exons. Gene Ontology annotation, molecular function: protein binding; catalytic activity. NCBI's taxonomy places the organism in Eukaryota, Fungi, Ascomycota, Eurotiomycetes, Eurotiales, Aspergillaceae.
GCUUACAUGAGAUUCUUCUGCCAUGAGUACCUAAUAUGUGGGACAAUAGUAAAUCCAGCUCCGAGCUUCAGGAGCUGUUCACCAGCGCCAGGCCCACAACUCCUUACCUUUCGCGGACAAACACCUUUUUGUAGGCUGGGACAUAGGCGAGAAUUCUCGAAACCCGGCCAUUGAUACUCCAUACAGUGUAUGAUCCUUCCGAUGAGACGAUUAGACGGUCAAGCAAGCCAUCUUUGCAAGACACGUUGAAUUUCCCUCUUCCCAAGCUUGAUGAUUUCGUCCACCAGUCCAAGCGCGGAUUCUAUACCUAGUCGUGAGAUAUAGAGCAACCUUGGCUUGAAUUCCUCCGACUCCGUGCUGUACCGACAAUGGCUUCACUCACGCCUGAAGAUUACACGAUCGCGUGGAUCUGUGCCUUACCCCUGGAAGCGGCAGCGGCCCGCGCCAUGCUUGACAAGAUCCACAACCCGCUUCAACCGUCUAAAGACCCCAAUGCCUACGAUUUUGGUGAACUGCACGGGCAUUAUAUAGUCAUUGCCUACUUACCAAAUGGCGUGUAUGGAACAGUGUCUGCAGCGGCUGUUGUAUCUCGGAUGCGCUUGACCUUCCCUCGGCUCCAGUUUGGACUCAUGGUGGGGAUUGGCGGCGGUGUUCCGAGUAAAAACAAUGACAUUCGAUUAGGGGAUGUAGUCGUCAGCAAGCCCUAUGGGAAGCAUGGUGGGGUGAUACAGUAUGAUUAUGGAAAGGCAGUUCAGGGCGGGCAUUUCGAGCAAGCAGGAUCCCUAAAUAAACCACCACAAGCUCUCUUGACACAUAUGAGUCGAAGUCAAGCAAACUCGAUGGUUAACGACGAGGCAACUGUUUCAAAGUUAGUAUACGAAGUAUUGGAACGAACCCCGAGCAUGAGAGAAAUAUUCUCGCCCCCAGAACUGGACACAGAUCUCCUAUUUCAUUCCUCCUAUCGCCAUGCCGAUACUCAAUCUGACUGCGAAAAGUGUGAUAGAGGGAAAUUAGUCAACCGACAACCACGUCAUACAAGGGCACCAUAUAUCCACUAUGGCUUGAUUGCAUCUGGGGAUCAGGUGAUGAAGGAUUCGGAGACACGAGACCGUCUAGCUCAGCAGCAUGACAUACUCUGCUUCGAGAUGGAGGCAGCAGGCCUUAUGGAUGAGCUUCCAAGCCUCGUGAUCCGGGGGAUAUGUGAUUAUUGCGACUCCCAUAAACAGAAACAAUGGCAAGGGUAUGCAGCCUUGACCGCGGCUGCCUAUGCAAGAUCAUUACUAUCCAUUGUGCCUGUUGAGCCUAGCCCCAAAGCUGCACCACAGUCGAACUAUGUUUAUAGUAGUGAAGACCAGCGCUGCCUGCAAGAUUUACUCCUUAGCCAUCCUGAUGAUGACCUAAGACGCAUCGAAGCCACCAAGGGUGGACUACUUGACGACUCAUUUCGAUGGAUCCUGGACAAUGCCCAAUAUCAAGGAUGGUUCAAUAACCCAGGGAGCCAACUCCUUUGGAUCAAGGGAGAUGCUGGAAAGGGUAAGACCAUGCUUAUGAUUGGGAUCGUCCGAGAACUGCAACGGGAAAUACAGCAAUCAUCAGAUAUGCUGGCUUUCUUUUUGUGCCAGGGAAUGGACCAAAGGAUAAACAACGCCACUGCCGUUCUGAAGGGAUUGAUUUACAUGUUGGUGACCCAGAGACCACAUCUUCUUUCACAUUUGCGAAGGAGAUAUGACCCGGAAGGGACGAGCCCGUUUGAGAGGAAUGAGAAUGCUUUCCACGCCUUUGCUGCUGUUUUUGAGAAUAUGAUCAACGAUAUUCAGGGAGCUAAAAUAUACCUGCUUGUUGAUGCUCUGGAUGAGUGCAAAGUGGGCGUAUCAGACUUGCUUAACCUUAUCGCAAGAACAGUGUCCGCGCAAUCUACACAUCUCAAAUGGAUUGUGUCCAGCCGCAAUAUAUACAUUGUCGAACAGGUUUUGAAUCUUGAUGAUAAAGGUAAUAAGCUCAGCCUUGAACUCAAUGCUAAUCAAAUUUCAUCGGCUAUUGAGACAUAUAUCGGGCACAAAAUCUCAUACUUGGACGUACUUAAACACAAUGAAGAACUCAGGGAACGAGUCCGAGAUCACCUAUUUCAAAAAUCGGAUGGCACUUUCUUGUGGGUGGCCCUAGUGGUUGAAGAACUUCGCAAAUGCCAACUUGAAGAGGAAGUCCUUGACACUGUGAAAGCUGCUCCACCAGAUCUUCCCAGGCUGUAUGAUCAAAUGGUGGAGCAGAUAGAUCAACUCAAAGGUCGACUCCGGGAAGUCUGUCUAAAGGUUCUGUCGAUGGUUGUACUUUCCUUCCGUCCGCUGCACUUAUCAGAAAUGACACACAUAGUCAAGAUCCCCAAAAUACCAGAUAUUGAGAGGGUAGUGGCUAUGUGUGGUUCGUUCCUUACGAUCCGAGAUAAAUAUGUCUAUCUAAUCCACCAAUCGGCCAAGGACCAUCUUGACGAGAUACACGUGUCUACAGCUAUCUUGCAGGAACGCUCAGUGACUCACCACGAGAUGUACAGACAGUCUCUACAAACCCUUUCACAGAAACUGCGGCGCAACAUUUACGAGCUUAGUGAUCCGGGUAUUUCAGCUACUGAGGUAGCGGCCUUCCCACCCAGCCCUGACCCGCUGUUCGAACUGCGAUAUUGUUGCAUAUAUUGGUUGGAUCAUUUCCUUGAGAUAGAUUCUGGACCCGCUGAGAAGUCUGAUUCAAUAGACGAUCAGGAAAUAUCUAAGUUUCUCAAGGAACAUCUCCUUCAUUGGCUAGAAAGCCUUAGCCUUAUUGGUGAGGUCCGGCAUGGAAUCUUAACCCUCAGAAAGUUUGUCCAACAACGUCAGGAGCACGAUACCACGCGACCCAGCCCAAGCGCGACAAGCCCGAAGAGGAGCGGCCAAAAGGCGAUAAGCCUGAAGAGGACAAUCCAAAGAAUAUUCCGUGGGAGGAAACAAUUGAAAGACCUUGUCCCUGUUCAGCCGACUGGCCAUAGUGAACAUAAAUCUAUUCUUAAAGAAUUUGAGAGGUUUGCAACCAGUUACGGCUUCAUCAUUCAGGAGUCGCCUUUACAGACAUAUGGCGCCGCUCUUGCUUUUUGCCCUCGAACAAGUGAAAUCAAGAAGCUCUAUUGGCAAGAGCGUUUGGGUUUUCUUCACCGUGUAUCUAUAAUGCAGGAGUCCUGGGAUCCAUGCAUGCAAGUGCUAGAAGGCCAUGCAGGUUGGGUCAGCGCCGUGGCGUUCUCACCUGAUGGCCUGAUAAUUGCAUCCGGCUCACGGGAUGGCACCAUCCGGCUUUGGGAUGCAGCUACUGGUGCUGAACACCGUAACCUGCAAGGCUAUAAAGAUUGGGUUAAUACAGUUAUGUUCUCACCUAAUGGCCAGAUAAUUGCAUCAGGUUCAGGUGAUGGAACUAUCCAGCUUUGGGAUAUAGCUACAGGUACUCAGUACUGGAGCCACUCAGGUUAUAAAGGUUCAAUUAUUACAAUAGCCUUCUUACCUGAUAGCCAGACAAUUAUAUCAGGCUCACAUGAUGGAACUAUCCAGCUUUGGGACAUAGCUACAGGUGCUAGGCACCAGAGCUUGCAAGGUUAUAAAGGAUCAGUUACUGCAGUGGCCUUCGCCCCUGAUAACCAGAAAGUUGCGUCUGGCUUAGCUGAUGGAACUAUCUGGCUCUGGAAUAAAGCUACAGGAGCUAGAACAAAGCAGCUUCAUGGUCAUAAAGGUUUAAUUACUGCAAUCACCUUCUUACCUGAUAGCCGGAUAGUCGUUUCUGGCUCGAAUGAUCGAACCAUCCGGAUCUGGAAUGCAGUAACAGGCACGGAACGCCAGUGCUUGCAGGGCCAUAAAGAUUGGAUUACUGGGGUAUCUAUCUCACCUGAUAGUCAGACAGUCGCGUCUUGCUCAAGCGAUAGAACAAUCCGGCUUUGGGAUAUAGCCACAGGCGCUGAACACUGGAUCCUCCAGUCCUAUAAUAGUCCAGUCACUGCAGUGGCCUUCUCGCCUGAUGGCUGGGAACUGGUAUCUGGUUCAAGUGAUGGAGCUAUCCGGCUUUGGGACAGAACUGCACGCACUAAACACCAGAGCCUUUUAGUUCAUAGAGAUUCAGUCACCGCGGUAGCCGUUUCACCUGAUGGCCAGAUAAUUGCUUCAGGCUCAAGGGAUCGAACUAUCCGGUUCUGGGAUGCAGCCACGGGCGCUGAACAUAGCAUGCUAGGCCACCAAAGCUUGCAGGGCAAUGAAGGCCCAGUGACUGCAUUGGCCUUUUCAUCUGGUAGUCAGUUAGUUAUAUCUGGCUCAGGCGAUGGAAUUAUCCAGAUCUGGAAUAUAGCCCUGCGUGCUAAACGCCAGCGCCUGUACAGUUAUAAAGGCCUAAUUACAGCAGUAUCUAUAUCAUCUAAUAGCCAGAUAGUUGCCUCUGGCUAUAAUAAUGGAACUAUCCAGCUCUGGGAUCUAGCUACAGGUACUGAAUACUGGAGCCACUCAGGUUAUAAAGGUUCAAUUACUACAAUAGCCUUCUCACCUGAUAACCAGAUAUUCGCAUCUAGCACAAAUGAUGGAACCAUCCAGCUUUGCGACGCAGACACAGGCGUUAAACGCCGCAGCCUGCACAGCCAUGCAGCAGUACGCAAAUUAUCAUUCUCGGCUGAUGGCUGCUAUUUGCACACUGACCGUCAUGCACUUGCCCUGGACGAUCAAUCAUCCGAGCUUGUCGAGCAGCAAGGGACUCGAAUUUUCAUCCACGAGAAAUGGAUAACUCGCAAUGAGCAAUGUCUAAUUAGGCUUCUACCAGAAUAUCGUGCGACAUGUGUGGCUACCAGUGGCAAUCUUGUGGUUCUUGGUCAUUUGUCGGGACGCUUAACAUUUGUCUGGUUGACCUAAUACUAUAACCGUCAUAUACGCCGAAUUCCAGGUGCUUCCUCGGUGCCCGUCCCCAAUGUCGAGCGCAAUCUCUGCAAAGCAGGAACCCAGUGUCCUAUCAAGAAUGGAGAUCCCGUUGUCUUUGACGCUGCUAUCCCUAUAUCGCCGAUUGCGCCUGUUAGCAAGACCAAGCUCCGAGUCACCCUUGUAUCGGACAGUGGGAGUGUCAUCGGGUGUGGUGAGCUCCCGGCGGUAUUUUUGUAAUCGUUUAUUCUAUACGGAGCUGGGGGCUUCUAAGGGUUAGUCGGGCACAUUCGUACCAUUUUUGCUUGGACUAGACUAUAAGUCAGCUAUAACAACUAUGAUGUUCACUUUUCUAGUUCAGUAGGCAAGACGUUUGAG